AUGGAGUCUUUUAAGCCAAGGACUGUUCCUUUGUGCCUGAUUACGGAAAUCCGUGAAACGACAGCUUUGGAAAUGCCUGACCGAGAAAAUACUUUUGUUAUCAAGGGAGAAGGGACAAUGGAAUAUGUAGUGGAGGCGGCCGAUUGGGAAAGUAUGGUAUCUUGGCUAAAUGCAAUCCGAAGCUGCAUACAGAUGGAUCCCAGUGGAAUGGAUGCUACGCUUGUCAUGAGGCCAAGGCUACCUACAGCUCCCUCUAGUGGCAGUGGGCGUGACCGAAGAGACCUCCGACAGCGAAAUUCAGUUCACGGAACCAUUGUAAGUGGACACGGUCAAGCAGCAGUUGACCUGCGUCCCUCUCGCCACGGCAACACAGGUCAGCGUCCUGUUAGUGCCAUGGCUCACAUCGGUUCACCAUCGACACACUUUUCACCUUCCUACCCCGACCAUGUGGGAGCAUCAGCCAGAUUUGAAGCUUCUCUUGAUGGUUCUGGCCCUGAGGGGGAACGCCAUAUUGAUCAGGUGCUGCAGGACUAUCCCUGGUUCCAUGGCAUGUUACUGCGUCGUGAUGCAGCGCAGUUAGUAUUGCAGCAAGGUCCAAUUGGUCACGGAGUGUUCCUGGUGCGCCAGAGUGAGACACGAAAGGGAGAGUAUGUGUUGACAUUUAACUUCCAGGGAAGAGCUAAGUCCCUUGAGUUUUUCCAUUUUUACCAAAAUUUGAAACAGUUGUUGCCAAUAUUUGGCAAAAUAUAG
This is a messenger RNA of Octopus bimaculoides (California two-spot octopus), 750 nucleotides long. RefSeq lists its product as uncharacterized. Gene Ontology annotation, biological process: intracellular signal transduction. NCBI's taxonomy places the organism in Eukaryota, Metazoa, Mollusca, Cephalopoda, Octopoda, Octopodidae. The record is from RefSeq and is a predicted model, not a curated record. Gene Ontology annotation, cellular component: plasma membrane. Gene Ontology annotation, molecular function: transmembrane receptor protein tyrosine kinase adaptor activity.